Messenger RNA from Trifolium pratense (red clover), 3270 nucleotides. RefSeq names its product pentatricopeptide repeat-containing protein At4g02750-like. Gene Ontology annotation, molecular function: protein binding; RNA binding; zinc ion binding. NCBI's taxonomy places the organism in Eukaryota, Viridiplantae, Streptophyta, Magnoliopsida, Fabales, Fabaceae. The transcript has 2 exons. The coding region runs from base 99 to 2345 and encodes 748 amino acids. The record is from RefSeq and is a predicted model, not a curated record. Gene Ontology annotation, biological process: RNA modification.
AUAAAAAAUUGUAUGAAAAAUUAAACCGAAAUACUUGGCAUAUUGUUUAUUUAUUUCUAGGUAAUGUAAUUGUUAUGCUUUCUCCAUGAUCUGAUGGUAUGGUAUUGAAAAAUUUGAUCCCUUAUUACAUGAUCUCAUCAAUCACGACAAAAUUUGACCAUGCCCUGCAAACAAUACGCGGGAACCAUAAUCUGAGACAGUUACAUGACUGCAGUUUUCAAGUUCAACAUGCAAGCCCGACACCACACAAACCUCAAAUCAUCAUAGACAGAGACCCACACAUUGUGCAAUACACCAAAUCUAUUUCUACUCACAUGCGCAAUGGCCACUGUCACUUGGCUCUCCGUCUCUUCAACGACAUGCCUUACAGGAACUUGUUUUCUUGGAACUUAAUGCUCGCCGGGUAUGUCAAGAACCGCAGACUCGCUGAUGCCCGCAACUUGUUUGAUUUAAUGCCUCAAAGGGAUGUUGUUUCAUGGAAUACAAUGUUAUCCGGUUAUGUCCGGAGUGGGUGUGUUGAUGAGGCUAAACUAGUUUUUUAUAACAUGCCUCAUAAGGAUUCCAUCUCUUGGAAUGGAUUGCUUGCAGUGUAUGUUCAGAAUGGGAGACUUGAGGAGGCUCGCCGGUUGUUUGAGUUGAAGUCGGACUGGAAAUUGAUUUCUUGGAAUUGUUUGAUGGGUGGGUAUGUGAAAAGGAAAAUGUUAGGUGAUGCUAGGCAGCUUUUCGACCGUAUGCCUGUUAGGGAUGUAAUCUCUUGGAAUACCAUGAUUUCGGGCUAUGCCCAAGAUGGAGAUUUGUCACAAGCUAGGACAUUGUUUGAGGAGUCUCCAGUGCGUGAUGUUUUCACGUGGACAUCAAUGGUCUAUGGAUAUGCGCAGAAUGGAAUGUUGGAUGAAGCGAGAAGAGUUUUCGAUGAAAUGCCAGCAAAAAGAGAGAUGACAUACAAUGUGAUGAUUGCGGGUUAUGUGCAAUACAAGGAAAUGGAUAUGGCAAGGGAGUUGUUUGAGGCAAUGACUUGCCGGAAUGUAGGUUCGUGGAAUAUCAUGAUCAGCGGCUAUGGUCAGAACGGCAACAUUGCUCAAGCUAGGAAGUUGUUUGACAUGAUGCCUCAACGCGAUUGUGUAUCUUGGGCGACAAUUAUUGCUAGUUAUGCUCAGACUGGUCACUUGGAAGAAGCUAUGGACAUGCUUGUGGAGAUGAAGCGGGAUGGAGAAAGUUUAAAUAGAUCUACAUUUUGUUGUGCUUUGAGCACAUGUGCUGAUAUGACUUCUUUGGUGUUAGGGCAACAAGUUCAUGGACAGGUGGUGAAGACAGGGUAUGACAAUGGCUGCUCGGUGGGAAAUGCACUUCUUGAGAUGUAUUGUAAAUGUGGCAGCAUAGGCGAAGCCUAUAAUGUGUUUGAAAGAAUACAACAGAAAGAUAUCAUCUCUUGGAACACAAUGUUAGCUGGUUAUGCUAGGCAUGGAUUUGGCAGACAGGCUUUAUUGAUGUUUGAUUCAAUGAAGAUAUCUGGUUUUAAACCUGACGAAAUUACCAUGGUUGGCGUUCUUUCGGCUUGCAGUCAUACUGGCUUGACAGACAGGGGAACUGAAUAUUUUUAUUCAAUGAAUAAAGAUUAUGGUAUAACACCAAAUUCAAAACAUUAUAAUUGCAUGAUUGAUCUUCUUGGUAGAGCUGGCCGCUUGGGAGAAGCAUACAACUUAAUGAGAAACAUGCCUUUUGAGCCAGACGCUGCAACAUGGGGAGCUCUACUAGGUGCAAGCCGGAUUCAUGGCAAUACUGAACUGGGUGAGAAGGCUGCUGAGAUGGUUUUCAGUAUGGAACCCCAUAACACGGGAAUGUAUGUCCUUCUUUCAAAUUUAUAUGCAGCUUUAGGUAAAUGGGUUGAUGUUGGUAAGCUUAGAUUAAAAAUGAGGCAACUUGGUAUUCAGAAAAUACCUGGGUAUAGUUGGGUUGAGGUGCAAAACAAGAUUCAUACAUUCACAGUUGGUGAUUGUUUUCACCCAGAAAAGGAUAGAAUAUAUGCUUACAUAGAAGAGUUAGAUCUAAAACUGAAGCGUGAAGGGCAUGUUUCUUUGGUAAAAUUGGUUCUUCAUGAUGUGGAAGAGGAAGAGAAGAAGCAAAUGCUUAAGUAUCACAGUGAGAAAUUAGCUGUGGCAUUUGGAAUUUUGACCAUACCGGCUGGCAGACCAAUACGUGUCAUGAAAAACUUGCGGGUGUGUGAAGACUGUCAUAAUGCCAUCAAACACAUAUCCAAACUUGUUGGAAGGUUGAUAAUCUUAAGGGAUUCUCAUCGCUUUCAUUACUUCAGUGAGGGUAUUUGCUCUUGUGGGGAUUAUUGGUGAGCAGAGAAAUAUGGUAGAAAUUAACCUUGUCAAAUUUGGAGAGGUAGGAUACCACCAUUAGUGGUGGUCAGUGGAUUAUUGGUGAUGGUAAGUCAAUAUUAUUCUGGUCUGAGAGAUGGUUGCCAUCUGUGAAUAUUGCUUUGAAAUCAUCUCCUGCAGCCUAUUCCGGAAGAGUGGCACUUGCUUUUGUGCAUGAUUUUGUGAAUGCUGCGGAUCAGUGGGAUGUUAGCCGUCUCAUGGAUUUUAUCCCGAGUUGGUUACGGAGGAGGUUAGAGCGCUUGCGCCCUCUUUUGGAUAGGUUGGAGGAGGACCGUUUUGUGUGGAACCUUACUCAAGAUGGCACGUUUAGUACGAAAUAUUGCCUACCAACUGGUUCACGGGCAUGUGAAUCAGGUGCAUGGUGAUCAAGUCUGGAAGAAGCUUGGCACUGGACUGGCCAUCCUAGAGAGCGAAUGUUUAUGUGGAAAAAUCUGCAUCAUGGCCUUCCAACAAAUUCAUUAUGUGCUUGUGGCGAGGAAUUGGAAAGUCGCAUGCUUCAAGAUUGCAGUGUGGUGGAGCCGGUUUGGUAUUCCUUUAGAACUUGCCUCUCCCAAAACUUCUUUGAUCAGGGUGUUAAUGAGUGGGUGGAGUGUAAUAUUGCUACUAAGGUUCGAUUGGAUGAUCACAUUCAAUGGACUUGUCUGUUUGGUUUCCUUCCGGCGUUGUUGAUGCACGAAAGGAAUCAAGAAGUGGUGUUUAAUAAGAUUUGAUGUUUCUAAAGUUAUUAUCCAUGUGUAAAAAAGCAUAGAAAAAUAAUCAAGUUGUUAAGAGUAAAUUUGUACAGGAAAAGAUCCAAUCAAAAUAAGUAGUUAACGAAGUUAAGUUGAGAAUUUCCUUGAUGUAUAAUAGCGUAGUUAAUGCUACAUAAUAGUAUUUUAUCCUUGCA